CUACUUACUUGUGAUAGUCCACAAUAUUAUUUAUUAUUUUGCUAUUACUAUACGUACACUACUAUACAAGUUGUACACGGUGUACGUACGUAAACAACUAUAGGUGUUAGCAAUCAUCGCAGUCGCCCGCAAUAAUUGAAAAAUCAUCGAAUCGAAACGGUGUCCAAACGAAUUUCUGCUCGAAUCGUUUUUGCAUAACGGUAAUAGUGAUUUUGCACACAAUGACGUUGCUGCCCAGCAAUUGCGACAAUUAGUUGGUCGAUCCGUUGAAUUUCGUCCACACUGAAUCACUUCGGCCGCCGAACCAUGGGCUCCAAAGUGGAAUAUGUGGAUUCUUCACAGCUCUAUGCUACCAACUAUGUGCGCAACGCCAAAGCGGUUGGUGUGCUCUGGGGCAUAUUCACGGUGUGCUACGCAAUCAUCGUGGCGGUGGCCUUCAUCACUCCCGAAUGGAUAGGCGAUACGUCCACGUCGGAAAACCCGGCUCGAUUCGGUUUGUGGAGCAGCUGCUACUUUGGCAACGGCGUUUCUUCGGCCGUCGAAGACUGUCAAGGGAAACUGGACGAUUUGUCCACGGUCACAAAUACGGCAGCGAGAAUAGCAAUAAUUGCCGGAGGAGUGUCGGUGAUCGUAGCUGCUGUAGUCGUACUGUUUCUAUUGUUCUUUUUCUUUUUCCAAUCGACCACCGUUUAUCGUAUUUGUGGCUGGCUGCACAUCCUAUCAGCUUUCUGUUUGAUUACAUCAAUUGUGGCGUUCCCGAUGGGAUGGCAUUCUCCGCACAUCCAAAAGACGUGCGGUACGGACGCCAAGAGUUACAGCCUCGGCGAUUGCAGUUUACGAUGGGCUUACCUGUUGGCGGUGAUCGCCGCUUUGGACGCAAUCAUUUUGUCGGCCUUGGCGUUUAUUUUAGCCACGAGACACAUUAAACUUCAACCGGAACCUCUGUACGCAUCUACUUUACGUAAAGGGGAAUUGAACGGCGGAUACCUCGGCGAUAGUAGCGCAUCAAUGGCCGGAUCGAGAAAAUCGCUCAAUUUGCAGCCAGUAAUGUUGAUGCCGCAGCCGAUGAUGGAUCAAGAUCGGUUUUCGGAAUUUUCUAACAGAACGGGUCGCUCCAAUAAAGGUGCUAUGUACAGGCCUGAGUACGCUACCUCCAGUAUUCAUAAUUUUCAACUAUAGUAUUUUAUUUACUUGACUGUAAGCAGUAAGAACAUAUCAAAAUCGAUACUUUUACAUAUUAUUUGGUUUAUUUUUUUAUAUUAGGUUAAAAAAAAAUCUUUAAAACUUAAAAAAGGAUAAAAUGGGUUCAAAUAUAUAAGUAUUCUAAAUAUUUUAAUUUUAAACUACAAUUGUUGACUUUAGUUAUAGACUAGAAUAUAUAUUUGAUUAGAUUAAAUUGAAUAGUGCCUUUAUUUAAAUUUAAAUUUACUUUGUUUUGUAAAAUACAUUUAGACAACAUUAUUUUAAUUACUUUGUAUAUAUUUUUUUAUGUAUAUCAUUGAAAAAUUAGAGAAAACUAUUUUUGUUAGUUCUUUGCUCAAAUGGUAAAUUUGA
Messenger RNA from Adelges cooleyi (spruce gall adelgid), 1554 nucleotides. It is a transcript of the gene Tmhs, whose product is annotated as LHFPL tetraspan subfamily member 3 protein. The transcript has 3 exons. Lineage: Eukaryota; Metazoa; Arthropoda; Insecta; Hemiptera; Adelgidae. Gene Ontology annotation, cellular component: plasma membrane. The record is from RefSeq and is a predicted model, not a curated record. The coding region runs from base 307 to 1179 and encodes 290 amino acids. Gene Ontology annotation, biological process: sensory perception of sound.